Centruroides sculpturatus (bark scorpion) is the source of this 3301-nucleotide messenger RNA. Its product is annotated as zinc finger protein 345-like. The transcript is spliced from 6 exons. Gene Ontology annotation, cellular component: nucleus. Bases 942 to 3083 code for a protein of 713 amino acids. The record is from RefSeq and is a predicted model, not a curated record. Gene Ontology annotation, biological process: regulation of transcription by RNA polymerase II. Gene Ontology annotation, molecular function: RNA polymerase II transcription regulatory region sequence-specific DNA binding; DNA-binding transcription factor activity, RNA polymerase II-specific. NCBI's taxonomy places the organism in Eukaryota, Metazoa, Arthropoda, Arachnida, Scorpiones, Buthidae.
CAAAUAAUCACAUAUAAUUUAAUUCAAAGGAAAAAACAAACGAAUCUUAGUCGAAGUAGUAUUCUUUAUCGAUAGAUCUUUAUCGAGGAUUAAGCGUGUAUUGAACACCACUUAUUUCUCGAUCCAAGAAAAUAUCUAUCAUCUAAAAUCUUCUAGUUAAAUAAAGCGAGGAGUACGAAACAAAAUUUGUAAACACGUGGAUAACGGCAGUGUCGGUAUCGUUCGCCAUGUUGAAUACUGUACGCAUGCGCUGAAAUGUAAAUGGUACCGCGUGCGGAAAUGCGGUUACGUCACCGCUUUUCGUUUCCGCGACACAUCAGUUCAUCCACCCUAAUGGCGACUUCCAUUAACUCUCCACUCCGUCGACCUUAAAUCAUCGAAAUUUAAUACUAUCAGUCCCCUAAAUGAAAGGAAAAAAACCUAGAAAAGGACUGACGAUGUAACAACGUGUUUGCCAGACGAGUAAUAAAAACGAGGUGGGUUCUAGAAACAAUAUUUGUUUAUCAUACAUCAUGUGGGUUUCGUAGCUACGAACUAUGACGUGAGUUGGUGACGCGCCACCUCUUGACUUCUAUUAACUUUGAGAGUACACCCUUUGUUUACUGCUACAACGAGAAGAAAAACACUAAGUUUACUUACCUGUCUUUGUUAGAAUUCUUUCGUACUAUGGCCGAGUGGUUGGACUGGUCCCACUCCAAGACGUGUUGCCAUAGCAACAGAAGUGGGUCGACAGAGGGGUCGUUCCAGUAGGACAAAUUUAAACACUUAAUUAUUUGUAAUCGGGUCGGAAUAGUCGGUCAUAAUGUGAAAUAGCCCUUACUCAUUCAAAAAUUCGAGUGAAAUUAAUAUGGAUAUUAAUUGAAACUGAUUGAUGACACUAUUUAACUAGGACAGUUUUAAAACAGAUUGUUGACAGAUGAAAAACAUUUUAAACUGAGAAAAUGGAGAUAAAAGUAGAGCCAGAAAAUGAAUAUUCAGAAUUUACAUUGAACCCAUGUGAUGUAAAGUUUGAAGUGUUAAAGAAUUGCAAGAAAGAAUUAAAUAUGGAUACCAAAAAGUUUUGUAGAAGAAUUAAAUCUGAACCUUCAGAUAAUAAAUAUACACGAAUAAAUACUUAUGAAAAUUCAAGUUCAAGAAAUAAUACAAACUAUUCCAAUUAUUGGAGUAAUUCCAGUUAUAACAGCGAAAUAGAUUGUAAGAAAAAGGAAAUAAAAGAAGAGAAACGUGACAUUAAACAUGGCAUAAAAUUAGAAUGUAAAGUCGUUUUGAAAAGAUUGAAUUUUAAAGUCAAAAUUGAAGAUUGUAAAGAAGUUUAUCUCCCAGAUGAAUACAAAGAUUUAGAGCCUGUCAAGAACGAAUUCUUCAUUCCCGACAGAAAUUCUAACAGAAAUGAAACGAACGUACAAAUUAAGAAGGAAGAAGAAAGUGAGCAAUACGAUAUUCAUCACAAUUCAAAAAGACAAAAGAAUAAUAAGUGUAAUGCAAACAAGACGAAAUUCAUCCCUUCAAUUAGAAAAUGCAACAACAUCCAAGGAAAUAUAAUGAGGAAAUAUCUCAGAGUAACGCGUUCAUCUCACUCUAAACAAAAUCACAAAUGUGAUUUAUGUAAACAGACUUUUAUAAACAAGGAAAUACUACAAGCGCAUUUGAACUUUCAUAUCGGAAAGAAACCAUUUAGCUGCACAACCUGCAAUCAGAAAUUUUUCUGGCAAUUUUUACUGAGAAUACACAUGAAGGAACACAACACCGAAAAACAAAGCGAAAUUGAUCAUAGAAAUCUUCGUUUGCCAUCAUCAUCUGAAAUUCGUAAAACAUCUAAACGGAAAAACUUUCGAUGCGACAUCUCCGAUAAGCUACUUGCUUCAAAGGGCUUUUUAGAGCUGCAUCACAGAAGACAUCAGCAAGCACCUCAUUGUUGUAAGAUACGUAAAAAAGAAUUUCAAACGAAAUCGUUAUUCAGAAGACACCAAGUUAUUCAUAGUGAAGAUCGACCUUUCAAAUGCGAUAUAUGUAAUAAGGGUUAUAAAACGAAACGCCAUUUAAAAAGGCAUCAUGAAAUCCACAGUGAAGAAUGUAAGUAUUCUUGUCAGGUGUGUAACAAAAGUUUUAAGACACGACAGCAUUUAAGACGACAUGUUCUUAUACAUACCGAUGAAUGCAAUUACUGCUGUCAGAUAUGCAACAAGUAUUUUAAAACAAAACGCUAUUUACGACGACAUGAAAGAACUCAUGAAAGUGGUAAGUAUUUUUGUCACGUAUGUAAAACACGAUUCAAAAAUAGAUUUGCUUUUGACAGACAUCGCUUUGUUCAACAUCAGAAUAUGUUUGUUUGCGCAUAUUGUAAUAAGUCAUUCAAAACUAAAAAUAUGCUGAAAGCUCACUCGAAAAUCCAUAUUCAAAAAUGUAAUAUAUGUAAAAAAGAGUUUUCGUGUAAAAAUUCUUUAGUCAUUCAUCAGAGAAUUCAUUUUGAUAUAAAACCGUAUCUUUGUGAGGUGUGUAACACACGUUUCAUGUCAAAUUUUGGGUUGAAACGUCAUCAAAGUUCUCACAAUAAAGACAAUCUGCCUUACGUUUGUGAGGUAUGUAAGAAGGGAUUUUACACCAAAUCUCACCUCUUAAGGCACCAACCUGCUCAUCAAAGAAAGGAACAUUUUUGCAGCUAUUGUAAACGUAGAUUUAAAACAGAAACUAAACUGAAAUUGCAUUUACAAUUUUCUUGUUCAGAAAUACACUCUAAACGAUUAACUUAUCAAUGUAAUAUCUGUAAACAAACUUACGUAAAUAGUUUUGAUUUGGAGCGGCAUCUACUUGCAUACAAUAAUCAGAUACACUUCCGUUGUGACGUUUGUAUAAGGAAAUUUACGUCAAAAGUCGAAUUCGAAACUCAUAAAAAGACUGCUCAUCCUCCGGCAGGAAGGUAUAAAUGCAAAAUUUGCAAUAAGACAUUUCGGACACAAACUUUUCUAAAUAGACAUAUGAAAAUGAAUACCGAUUUAAGCGUUAUGAUAUGUGAUGUGUGUGGUAUGAAAUUCUGUUCGUUUAUUACUUUAAAACUUCACGUGCGAAGUCAUCUUUCGCAAUAGAAUUUUGUGUGUAAAAUACGUAUUAUUUAUAUUAAUAUACGAAAUAUAUUAUACAGGACAAUAGGUAGAAAUAUUGAGAUUUUUUACUGAUUAUUUUUAUGUUUUCAAUUUCGCUUAUAAUAAUAGAACUGCAAUUUUAAAAAAACUGUGGACUUAUAAAUUCUCAUUGUUCACCGUUGUCUGUCUUUUUUCAAUUCGAGAAGAGAAUAAGAUAAAGU